GGUGGGGCGGGCAGCGCGCACCGGGAAGGGACGCGGCGCCGCGGCAGGCAUUUCUUAAUCGGCUAAAAUGGUUUUAAAGAAGAAGAAAGAAAUUCAGGUGGAUGCAUUCUUUCUUGAUCAUCAUCAGCUUGAAAAACUUCAGAGGUUUUCAAAGGCUGAAGAGCAAAAUCUGGCAUCUCUGCUUGUGCACUGUGCAGAGCUGAGAAAUGGCAUCCAGCAGAUCCAGUGUAUUAAACAGAUUAUGCCACUGGUGAAGCAGAUGGAUCAGAACUCUGCAGGUGAUCCCAUGGUUAAAGCUUGUUUGGAUGUUUUGGGAGAGAUAUAUUUUUCACUGGGUGCAAAGAAUCCUUUGAAGAAAGUAUUAGCAAGUUCACUGAAUGGUCUUCCUGGACAUUUGAUGGUGCCAGCUGUGCAAAGCUUUGUGUGCUGCCUUCGGGAAGAGCUGAAAACCACAGAUGUGUAUUUGUACAGAAAAGUGCUGGACAACCUUGCUUCCUGUGUGGAGGACUUCAGCUUAGGUAGAGCCUGUAUUAAGAACCUGUUUGAAGAAGUUCUUCAGUUUCUGCAGAAGUUGCUGCUUGACAUACAGGAAGAAAACAGAAGGAAUCAUGGAAAUCGUAUUGUUCAGACUCAGCUGAUGCAUGAUUUACUGAUAGCCAUUAAAGUUUCAAUGAUGCUUAUACAGAAAUUGCAAGAAAAUAUCCAGGGAAGUCUUUGGAAACAUAGCGAAUCUUUUGUUUGGCAAAGUAUGUGUAGUUUACUGAAAAGUUGCACAAACUUCCUAAUGGAUGCAACGCUUCUGCAGACUGUUCAGACUACCUCAGGACUGGCUGUUGUUCUCUUCACCAGAGCUAUGUAUGAACCAGCUGAGGAAUUACCUUCAUUGAUCAGUGGCUUGCUCCUUGGGACAGUGGAACACUCAGGUGUGCCAGCGUGGUUCGUGAGGAACUCCGGGGUUCUGUGCACGGCAGAACUCCCAGGCUCGGUCCUGCUCUUCCUUUGCCACGGAGCACUGGCUAUGCUGGAUUGGAAAAAUGGCAGCAUGGGUGAAAAUGGAGAGAAACUGUUGUUAGAUAUUGCAUCAGUCUUGCUGUCAUUGAGUUCAGAGUUAAAAGAACCCAGUGUGGCAACAUCUUUGUCUAGAAUCCUUGUUAUUUGGACUAAUUCAGCACUGGCUGCCCUUGUUUCAGGCUCUCCAGAUCUAAAAAUCAAACUUAAUGGGAACUCUGAUUUAAUUGGAAAGCUGCUGGAAUACAUUUAUACACACUGGGACCACCCUCUGGAUGCCAUCAGACACCAAACCAAAUUGAUUUUCAAGAAUCUUCUUCAGAUACACCAAACCACCAUUGCUGGAUCCACUGGAAAGUCAGACCCAUUCUUUGCAAGGCUGAUAAAGCAUUUACUGAGCUUGGAUUGGCAUGUAAAGGGGAAAUAUGCUUCUCUUGGUUCUCUGGUGGAAUGUGUGGGCACUGAAAAUAUACUGCAGUUGGACAGAACAAUUCCAGUGCAGAUCCUGGAUGUGAUGAGUGAUCAGUCUCUUGCACCUUAUGCCAGUGAUCUUCUGGAAACCAUGUUUACAAAUCACAAGGCCCAUUUUACUUUGAGUUUUCAGGAAGGCACCUGGAUUGACCAGUGGCACAACAUCUGGGUUUCUCCUCUUCUGGUAAUACUGUGUGAAGGGAACCAUGACCAAACUACUUAUAUAAUAGAUUACUAUUUACCAAAAUUGCUCAAAUGUAACCCUGACAGUCUGAGCUACAUGAUAAGAAUUCUUCAGGCCUCUGCAGAUGCUAAUCUGGGCUCUUGCAGUACUAGAGGAGCUCUUGGAGCAUUAAUGGCAUGCUUGAGAACAGCCAGGGCUCAUGGACAUCUGGAACUUUCAAAUAUCAUGAGCAGUGGUCUUGUAUCCACUGGGUGUAUAAAACAGGGUCUGGUUCAUCAGCACAGCCAGGUUUGCAUUGAUGCUUUAGGUUUACUCUGUGAAACCCAUCGUACUACAGAAAUUGUGUCUCUGGAAGAAAUGCAACUAAUUCAAUUUUUUAUGCUGUACAACUUGAACAACCAAUCUCCUUCUGUAAGGCAACAGAUCAUUUCUCUGCUGAGAAAGUUAUUUUGCAGGAUACAAGAAAGUUCUCAAGUGCUUUAUAAGUUGGAGCAAAAUAAAACCAAGCAGGAGUUAGUUGAGAAGUCAACUAAAAUGCCUCCUUUGAGGAUUUUGCAGCAAUACAAAGAUUUCAUGUCAUCUGUAUGUGCCAGACUUUUUGAGGUAUUGUUUCCUGGUUCAUCACAUCCAACCAGGUUUUGUGCACUAAGUAUUUUGGAAUCAAUAGCAGAAAUAUUUUCUGUUCCAAAAGGCCAGGCACAAGUUUUCCAGCUGGAUCAGGAGAUUGAUUCUGCUCAUGUCCAAACUCUGAUCCAGUGUUUUGCCAGUACUUUUGAGGAAGUAAAAAUUCUGGCAUUUAGACUUCUGAUGAAACUACGAGAUGUUGCGUUGAAUUUACAGGGUUCUGAAAAUCUAGAUCUUCUGUUCCAAGCAGCGAUUGAUCUUAGCACAAGCACCAAGCCAUAUGAUUGUGUCACUGCUUCAUAUUUGUUGAACUUUUUGGUAUAUCACAAAGGACUGCAGCACAUUUGUUUAGGGAAAUGGCUUGAGCAUAACCCCCAGCUGGAUGAGAACACAUCAGUGAGUACAGUGGAGAAGAAUACUUUGGGAGUUAUCAAGCUUUUGUUGGUGAAUGUUGAAGAAGAAAUAUUCCAAGCCAAGAAGUCUCUGCUUCAAGCAGCAGCAUCCUUCCCCAUGUAUGGGAGAGUGCACUGUAUAACUGGGGCUUUGCAGCAAUUACCCUUCAAUAACUUGACCCUGGUGUCCGAAUGGAAGGAAAUAGUGACCAGGCUCAUUUGGAUGUCAUACAGCCUCUCUGCUGUGGUAUCACCAGUAGUACAGAGCUCAUCACCAGAGGGUCUUAUUCCAAUGGACUGUGAUCCAGAAAGUGCAGAUCGCCUGCAGAUGAUUCUGCACGAGAUACAACCACAGGAUACAAAUGAUUAUUUUAUGCAAGCAAAAAUUCUGAAAGAACACUGCAAAGAAGAAUCUGAAAAGCUGGCUGACCAGCUGCCAACGAAAAAUAUUUGCAUGGAAAUGAGAGGCAAAGACAGGCAAACGUGUGAUGUCACAGCUCAGAUGGUUCUUGUGUGUUGCUGGAGAAGCAUGAAGGAAGUAUCUCUGCUCUUAGGGACACUGUGUAAACUUUUGCCUUCACAGACUACAUCUGAACCUUCAGAGGGGUUGAUUACUGUAGAACAGGUUAAAAAUAUUGGUGAUUACUUUAAACAUCAUCUGCUGCAAUCAAGGCACAGGGGUGCAUUUGAAUUGGCAUAUGCUGGCUUCGUGCAACUUACAGAAAUGCUUUCCAGAUGUAACAGUGAGAGUCUGCACAAGAUGCCAGAGCACUGGCUAAGCUGUGUGUUAGAAGAAAUCAAGUGUUGUGAUCCUUCCUCCACACUGUGUGCAACCCGACGGAGUGCAGGAAUUCCAUUCUACAUACAGGCUUUGCUGGCAUCAGAACCAAAGAAGGGCAAAGCAGAUUUGCUGAAAAUGGCAAUGAAAGAAUUGAUAUCUCUGGCUGCACCUUUGAAUGAAUCUUCAAGUGUAAUUCCACAGGUUCAUGCUUUAAAUAUCCUCCGGGCACUGUAUAGGGAUACACGUUUAGGUGAAAACAUCAUGCCUUAUGUUGCAGAUGGAAUUAAAGCAUCAAUUCUAGGGUUUAUGUCACCUGUCUGGGCAGUACGAAAUUCAUCUACACUUCUUUUUAGUGCUCUGAUUACAAGAAUUUUUGGAGUUAAAAGAGAGAAAGAUGAAAAUUCCAAAAAGAAUAGGAUGACGGGAAGGGAGUUUUUCUCUCGGUUUCCAAGCCUUUACCCUUUCCUUCUCAAGCAGUUAGAGGUUGUAACCAGCACUUUGAACAGUGAAACUGAAGAGUUGAAAAUCCAUCCAAGCCUAUUUCUUUUGCUCUUAAUCCUGGGAAGACUGUAUCCAUCUCCAAUGGAUGGCUCUCACUCGGCUCUCAGCAUAGCACCAUUUGUCCCCUUUAUUAUAAGGUGUGGGCACAGCCCUGUGUUCCGCUGCCGGGAGAUGUCGGGCCGGGCCCUCGUUCCCUUCCUUGUGGCCACUGAAGUUUCGCACACGGCGCUGGCCCUGCUGCGGGGGCUGCCGGACUCUGCUGCUCCUGGCAUGAGGCAGAACGCUGUUCAUGGAACCCUGCUGCAAGUUUUUCACUUGCUGCAGUCAUACCUAGAAUCAAACCACUUUGUUAGUUUGGACUUCCAGCAGGGACUGCAUGACAUCAUUACCUGUGUGGGAACCAAGCUGUGGCUGGCUAAAAGGCUAAAUCCUUGUUUGGUGACCAGAGCUGCCUAUCUUGAUGUCCUUGUGAUGUUGAGUACUCACCUGGAGAAGUUUCAAAGGCAAGGAAUGCAAUUCCUUGACUUUUGGGAAGAGAUGAAGAUAGUCAUUUCAGAUUCUGAAUUGGUGUCUGGUAUUCCCUACUCACCUGCUGUACCAGGACUGAUACAAUAUCUCCAGAGCAUCACCAAACUUGUAAUAUCAGUGCUGUCAGUGACUGCAGGUCCUGACGUGCAGAGCUGUGGUUCAGCAGCUGCAGAGGAAAUGGCCAAGCCCUCGCUGUCAGUGGCUCAUCUCCUGCACUGUGAGUUCCAUGAAGUGCGGCUGCUGGCAUUGGAGGCAAUACUGCUGGGACUGAAACAAAGAAAUUCCAAGCAGAUUGCAGAAGGAAGAGGAGGUGUAUUAUGUUUACCCACUGAUUUGGAAGACACUCUUCUCACAAUGGCUCUGAAGGAAACAAAUCCCCAGUGUUUUUGCAAGGUGCUGGAAAUUCUUUAUAUUAUGGAUCUUAGAAAUGUGCUUCCAAAGACUGAAUGCUCUAUAAAAAUGAAUCCAAAUCAGCUGUUAACCUGGAGUUUAAACCUUGCAGAUAUCUCCAGCAGCCCCGAAGGUCAAACCAUAGCUCUCAAAUUUGCCUCCAAACUGAUUAUCCACCUUUUGCAGAACCAUCAGCAGGUUCCAGAAGAAGUCUUGAAAAAAUGGGUUCAGCUGAUAAUGUAUUUUUGUGAAGAUGAGCAAGAGACAGAGAUGCUCUUAGCAGCUGCUGAAGUUCUUAAAAGUAUAACAUCAUUCCUUCUGAGCAGUGAGAAGCUUAUUCUUGGACUGUCUGAUACCCUUGGUCUGUGGAAAUGUGUGAUUCUACUGCUGCAGAAUGAAGACUUGGUAGUAAGGGAUGCUGCUGCUGAAGUGAUACAAGUGGCACAGUCGGAAAAAAACAGCAGUGAAGGAACAGAUUUUGCCUUUAGGAUAGUGAAUGCUCCAAUGGCCCUGGACUUAGCCUUUGGCAUAGUGUGUGAGCUGCUCCAGCGAUGGGGAGAGAUCCAUGCCGGUGUCCCAGUCCUGCUGGAGUGGCUUUUGGGAGACGGUGACCUGCAAAGUGAUGGGGAGACUCCUGCCCUGGAAGAAGAUGAUUCCCUGUUUGAUAAAGGAGAAGUUAAUUUUUGGGCAGAGAAGCUGACUCAUGUGAGACAGCUGAGUAAGCAUCUUCUACAUCUUUUAUCAGUGACUCACCUCACCUUACCAGAUCAUGGGGAACUUAAUCAUCUAUCAAGAAUAGCACUGGACCAAGCCCAGCGCAUUGAACACCUUCUUGGAGCUCUACCUCCAGUUCCAGAGUUUUCCAGAACUCCAGAAUUCACAAGAUUGGCUAUUCAAAAGGAGAGAAUAUCAGUCUGUCUUAAAAUAUUGAAUCUGCUGAAGCCUGAUGACACCUGCAAAAAUGAAAAUCUGGAAAAGUAAAUUACUAAAACUUCGUCCUCAGGGAGCUGCACACAUUACUGGAUGGGCAGGGAGACCAUUCCAGCAAUGUUCAAGGAAUCAGGGAUUGCUGUGAUGACUUCAGGAAACCUGCAGUACCUUCAGUACUCAGGCUAGAACUACAUUUUUUGUAUUAAUUAAUUGUGCAUUGAUUUUUUUUAAUGGGACAUGCAGUGGAAGACUUUUCCUUUUAAAUGCAUUUGUUAAUUUCAUUCAGAUGAGCAUUGUUUAUUACAGCUACUGUAGGAAGUAAAGCAGCUAAACUUAAUAUUUUCCAUUCACCCAGGUGCAGGCCACCUGUAGUUCUGUUAUGUUUUGUUCCACAUUUUUACCUCCUGUAUUUUAAUACCAAGAAAAAGUUUAUUUUUUUGGUCUCAUUUCAAGAUGUAGCAUGUGACUUAUGAAAUUAAUAUGCUUUUUAAAAACCUUUAAGUGUUUCUAAUAGAAAAACAAACUGUGACUUCUUUGUUUAUGGCAAUUUUUAGAGUAUAUUUUAAAUUUUACUGCAUUUUCCUCUGGAGGAAGACAAGGAUUUUCACUUUGGUAGUAACCUUGUUUUGCACAUUGAAACAGCACUAGUUAGAUUUCUGCAUGCCUCUUUUCUCCUUUAAAUCAAACAACUACUUUCAUAAAACGGCUCUAAAAUGAAGAUUUGCUGCAUUCAAAACAAAGCAGCUGUUCCAUUGCAAACGAAACAGUUCCAUCUUUACUUCAAACACCUUGCUCUGCAAGCAGGCCUGGAAAGCGAGGUCCUGCCAAGGAGCGGGGAAGGUUCCAGAGGCGUUUCUGUGCUGCAGCCCUCACUUCUGGGAGAUGCUGGAGAUGCUCUCACCAGCUGGGGCAGCUGUAGGGACUAUUCUGAGUGCUCCAGGGCCUUGCUGUGUCUAAAACACAAAAAAGCUUGUUGUGCAUUGAAUGGUUUCUUUCUGCGAACUGGAAUUGGGUUUUGAUUCGAAAAUGAGACAUCAAAAAUAAAUAAAUAAAUAGUGACGUGAAAAGGUUGUGUUACCUUCCCAUAGCUGUGGAGGGCUGUGACUGGACGUGUGGCUGGACCUGCCAUGACACGGAUGUGCGGCCCUGUACGCCGUCAUUUCCGUGUCCUUGGAAGAAGAACAUGCCCGAUGAACGCCUGGUUGCUUUCAGCCUCUUCAGCUGAUGGUGACG
Camarhynchus parvulus is the source of this 7042-nucleotide messenger RNA. It is a transcript of the gene THADA, whose product is annotated as THADA armadillo repeat containing. The transcript has 38 exons. The record is from RefSeq and is a predicted model, not a curated record. Gene Ontology annotation, cellular component: cytosol. The coding region runs from base 68 to 5860 and encodes 1930 amino acids. NCBI's taxonomy places the organism in Eukaryota, Metazoa, Chordata, Aves, Passeriformes, Thraupidae. Gene Ontology annotation, biological process: tRNA methylation.